AUGCCGCUCACAAGGCAGAGCCAGCGCGCGGUCAAGACAUGCACAGAAUGCGCGCGUCGGAAGAUUCGCUGCUCGAAAACAGUUCCAUGUACAGCUUGUGUUCGCAAGCGCAUGGAACAGCACUGCCAUCGCGAACCUGUCCGUGUCGUAACUAAGCAUAUGGCCGUGGUGGAAUCGGCGUCUGUUGAUGAUCAAGCUACUGAGACAUUCAGCGGCAGACCUGGGUGUGAGGACGCUGAGAGACCCAACAGUAGGAGAACUGGAGUUAAUGUCGUUUACAAUUCAAUUGGCACUACACAAUCUACACUCGCCUGCUCCGAUAGCGUUGCCACUCUACAUGGUUCUCGGCAGCCAGAUGAGAAGAGUAUGAGUGUGGCUGCUGUGCCCAGUUCAAGGCUCACGAAUGACAAAGCAGCCAGCCUCGAAUUUCUUGCUUAUGGUCGCCAAGGUACACUGAAUCACUUAGGUGGCCUAGAAGGCUCUUCAUCGUAUUCCGGAUCACGAGGCCAGGACAUUCAGGAGAUCAUCGGAGCAAGAUAUCACCCACUUGUGGAAUGGGACCCAAUAUAUCCAAUUGAAGAAGCUCGUGCACUGCUUAUUAUCCAUAGGAAACAUAUUGCCUGGAUGCAUAAUGUGGUUCACAUGCCUAGCUUCAUCGAGCAAUUCGAUAUCAAUGCUGCUUCGGGCCUUUGUGAGCAGCCGUGGCUCGCUCUCUACUAUGCGAUUCUGACAGCGAGUGCCCGUUCAACUCUUUACCAUAUUCCGGCAUCCUCCAUGAAAACCCUAGGUCUUAGUAUUGUCACUCAUGUAAACACGGUUCAAGAACUGUACGACAAGAGCAUCGAUUAUCUUUACCGCUCGAACUUCAUAUCUAAGCAUAGCCUCAGCUCUGUUCAGGCCAUCUGCGUGCUUCUUCAGGUAGCGCAUCAUUACGAUCAGUCGGAUACAAUCUGCGUCCUUGUGGCUGCCGCCAUCCGCAUUGCACAAUGUUUGAACAUAAACCGACUAGGCCCUGAUCCCAACAUGAAUGCGCCUUCCACUGCCGGCACGUCUAGUGUUGUUUCGUCUCUUAUUGAACGAGAGGUGAAGAAGCGGAUUUGGUGGUUCCUGGUUCGCCAAGACUGGCUCCAAAUACCAUUUCAGAAUACAUGUUUGAUUCAUCUCACUCAGUUUAACACUCCGAUGCCAGUCAACUGUUUUGAGAAUGCAGAUGAGAUGAUCAGCGACGGCAGUGUAGUUGCUCAACCAGAAAACGUCUUCACACAGACUAGCUUUACACAUGUUCUCAACCAAGUUGCCGUAAUCAUUUGGAAGCACCAAGAUCGCUUGUGUCAAGUUGGGUUUCCGGGAGACCUCGAGGACGGUCUGAUGAAACUCUACGACCAGACUACCUGGGCAGAUGAGGAGCUGAAAAAGAUAUACUCCGGCUGCGCUUCAUACCUUCAGUACUCUUCUUCUCUUUCGGGACAACAAGCGCAUGAAAAUGCGCCUACAAGCCCUUUGAGGCAUCUAGCCUGCGUCGCUCUUCUCUCCGCGGCACAUAAGAUAUUCACGGUGCACCGCCACUUUCAGCUACGUAGCUUUCGCGACACUCGUUUUGCGUAUACUCAAUUAUCUUGCGUGUCAUUGGCAGAGAGAAGCAUUCGAAUGGUUGAACAAUGGGAAAACACCCUUGACUUCGAAAUCGUAAAGAGAAUGUGGACCACUCCGACACAGACAAUCACUUGCUGCAUUACGAUUUUAUUUGCCUUAAUGUUUCGCUUCAAGCACCCCCUCACGUACGACUACCAAAAAUUGCGAGAAUAUGUCAAUAUUGGUCGUGCGUUUAUCAGAGAGCUGGAGCCACGGAGUUCGAUCGCCCGCAGGGGUGCGAGGCUUUUGGAUGCCUUGAUCGGGAUCGAUCACACUUCUACUGACUCUGAAGAUAUUGAGCUGGAGAUUGGAGAUGUAAUACGCCGCGUUGCGAUCGCAGAAAACUCCGCUGAAACUGGCGAUCAAAUUUCUGCUGGAACUAACGAGCAAGGAGAUGAACUUGAUAUUCUGGAACUAUGGGACGAAUUCAUUGGAGAAACUGACUUGAGAAUAUUUGAAGGCGUGUACUAG
Molecule: messenger RNA, 2103 nt
Organism: Clonostachys byssicola
Lineage: Eukaryota; Fungi; Ascomycota; Sordariomycetes; Hypocreales; Bionectriaceae
Source: the annotation of a GenBank genome assembly